AUUCAUUAAAUAUCAAAGGAGUGAGAGAGAUAGCAGGAGUUGAAAAUGAGUUGAGAGGAGGGAGAGAAGAGAAAAGAAAGAUGGGAAUAUCAGCGUCAAAGCGAGUUAACAACAGUUUUCAGAACUCAGACCGAUUCAACUCAGCAUGUGACUCAGCGUUCUCUCAAUGUCUUUCUCUAACUCAACACGCUUUCGAAGGAGUUUUACCUUACCAACUCAAAACCGCUUCCGAUCAAAUCCACACCAUCAUCUCCGACCAUCCACUCAUCCACAAAUGGGUCCCACAACCUCCUGAUCGGACUCAAGUUGAUUCCGCCCUCCGUCAUAUCCUUCCGUCCGAUCACGGCAGCGAUAACGUCCUCCGACUUCCGAUGUUCAAGGAUUGGGCUCGUUAUCUUUACACUGACGCUGUUUUGUCUUCAGCUACUAAAGCGUUGAUUGUACGAGUUCCUGUUGGUGUCGCCGGAAUCGUUGGAAUCGGUGCCGUUGCUCACUCCGGUCCGGCACUGGUUGGGACUUUCGUUGGAGCUUAUUCUCUUGGUGUUGCUCUCUCUAUUUUUCUUGGUUUAUCCUCGUAAAUUAUUUAUUUUUUAUUUAUGUUUGAUAAUCUCAUAAAUAAUUUAUAAUUUGCAAUGCUUUAUUUUUUCCUCUAAGUUAAUUGUUCUGUUAAUAAGGAAAAUGUAAAUGUAAAAUAAAUGUUCUUUGUUCCUUGAGCUUAA
This is a messenger RNA of Trifolium pratense (red clover), 719 nucleotides long. RefSeq lists its product as uncharacterized. The coding region runs from base 81 to 578 and encodes 165 amino acids. NCBI's taxonomy places the organism in Eukaryota, Viridiplantae, Streptophyta, Magnoliopsida, Fabales, Fabaceae. The transcript has a single exon. The record is from RefSeq and is a predicted model, not a curated record.